Molecule: messenger RNA, 10701 nt
Organism: Symbiodinium sp. CCMP2592
Lineage: Eukaryota; Dinophyceae; Suessiales; Symbiodiniaceae
Source: the annotation of a GenBank genome assembly
AUGGGUUUCGUUGAAAUCGAACUGGCCACCAAAGUCACUCGGAGGCACGGCUCGUCUUGGAGUUUCAGGGCAAAGCGUGACGACACCUUAGAGUUAGUGCAAGGACUCUAUGAUGGCGGUGACGGCACUGAAGAGGUGCAGGCUAUGCUGGAAUCAAUGCGAAGAGGCCAAACUCGCAAGGAGCAUCCUUUGGGCUCUGAGCGGCGUGUCAGCUACUCUACGGCGGCUCCUUGCGACAAGCGCGCCGAAGAUCUGACUGAGGACACGUGGAAGGAUUGCUUCGAUUGUGAGCAGGUUGACGAGGAUGCCGAGGCGGACGAGCUUGGCGGCAUGACCGAUGCCCCGCCGGGUGCCAGCCUCGUUGUUUCCUCUGCUGAGGGCGCUGCGACGGGACAGGAGCUUGAGGCGACCACCGCAGGCACAAAGAGGCAAGGCUCGGAGGCUGCACCAAAGAAGGCUGCAGUCCCACGGCUGCAUGCCCCGGACACAUACCUUGAAUACUGGGUUGGACAAGGGCGGCCCACUGUACAGGCGAAGCCUCAGGAUGACGCUGCUUCUUAUGAGGACUUCCUAGCAGAAGCGGUAAUGAUUGGAUCAUACGCCGGAGCCCUGGAAUUGCUGACUUACUGCUUCAGUGAGAAAUGUCGCGCUUGGGUCGGCGCUCCUGCAGGAGAGGUCUGGAAUUUCAAUCCAACGGGAGCUGAUCAUAACAUUUUCUUAUGGUUCAUUGGCAAGCACUAUGAGUACUAUAAGGAUGCUGUCGAAUCCGAGUGGGCUACCAGGAAGAGAUGCCAGGAUGAACAGGGAGGUUUGAAACCGCAGCCACUUCGUGGCAGCGGCGCCAUGCGACGGCCCAAGCAACGCGCCGCUUCUCCUUGCAAGACUGCCCCUGCUAGGAGAGUACGCGUUUCGCUCAGUGACUUUGCUUCGACGGCAUCCAAGACGAGUGGCGGGCCACAUUGCGCUUCUGCUGACCCGAUGGGCCGUGAGCCUGCGCUUGAGUCUGAGAAAGAAGGCUCCGAACCGCGUCCACACCGCGGCGGGGGCCCAUUGGGUGCUACACUUAGUUCUGGGCUUCACGGUGGCGGCCAUAAGUCUGCCUCUCUUCGUCUGUCGGAUUUUGCAUCUGAGCCUUCGGUUCAUGUGAAUGGCCCGAUGUUGUGUAGCGCUUCUGACCCUGGUCACUUUGCCGAUCCAGGAUUGACCGUAAAGGAUAGCAAUCCGGAUGAACAAGGACCCAACUCCUGCUCAACGGCCGGUCCCGAGCAGGAUCAACCCCAUAGGAUACCCGACCCUAAGCUUCAUGUGUUUUGGCCCACACCUGCUGAGCCUCGCAUUCUUCGAAAAGAUGCCGGAACUGAGGUGAGUGCCAGUACUGUCCUGAGGCCAGCCAUUAUUGCACCGAGACGACGGCUGCUGGGCAAAACGCGCCCCUGGCUAUCGCUGAGCGCUGUGGCUUUGCCUGUUGAUCAGCCCCCCAACCAUGGGGGUACUUCAAUGUCGCAGGUUGCUGAGGCUUUCGAUGUGACUGAGCUCCCAGUCCCUAAGGACCAGCAGAAUCAGCAUCGGCAGGACCCACGACGUGGCAAGUCACACUAUCUCAUCGACGGGCAGUGCCAGGCGGUUUGUCACCUGUGCCCCUUUAGGAGUGUGCAUGCUUCAGCUGCAAAGGCCAACCAGGCCCACGUUGCACACUACAAGAGUGCACAUCCUGAUGAUGAGCGGCCCCUUGCACCCCGCCCUAAGCCCAUUCAGCUUCGCGAUGUCUCUGAGGAGGACCCGGCAUGCAUCACGUGGCAGUGCCGACUGUGUCAUCUUGGCACGACUGAGGCGACAUCCGAAGGCCGAUUGCGCUAUGCUGCCCGCGCCCACUUUGGCAAAAGUCACCCAAAGGCUGGGCGCAGGAAAGGACCGCAGGGCACCAUGGCUCGCACAGUGGUCCGAAAGCGACUCCGAGCCAGUGCUAGGACCACGAGCCUGAAUGCAGGCCUCUCCAAGCGCUGGCAUCGUGAUACGGAUGGCUGGCGCAUCUUUUCAUGGCCUACAUUUCGCCGCCGCAAGCGCCGGGAUACUAGGCUCAGGUUUGGAGUUGUUACGGCUUGGCAGUGCGUUAAGUGCAUGAAGACAUCGCGCGGAUGCAAACCCCAGCAACACCAGUGUAAACGAAUCCCCGAGCCACGCAAUGAAGCUCGGCUUAGUGUCCUCCAACGGGACCGCGAGGAAGCGAUUGAGAUGACCCGCAGUUCACGAUUAUCAGAAGUGGUGUUCGUGAGCAAUUACCAAGAGUGCGAGGCCCAGGUGGUAUCCUCCCGAGGUAUCACAGUGGGCACCCUCAACGUUGCAAAGCUGGGCACAGCUAGACUCAGCUCUGCUAUUGGCCUUGCCGACGGAGCUGAUGUACUUUGCCCCCAGGAGGUGAACGUCAAUGCUCAUAGCCGUGCUGGUUUCGAGCGUGUGGGCCGUGCUGCGGGCUAUGACGUUUACUGGAGUGAUUUUGAUGAUGAGCUUCAGGCUUAUCGCGUGUGCAUGUUGUGCCGAUUGCCGGCUCGGCAUGUGAGCUUUUUCCAACAAAACAAUCGUUCCGUCUCGGUGAUCGCUGAGGUUUCCGACUCCGAGAACCGCUUUAUCAAGUUUCGGCAGGAGGUUCCUCCUCCCCCACCUGUUCUGGAUUACGACAGUGUCUGCGAAGAGGUCGGCGAUCAGCUGGUCCGUUCCUUUGCAUCUGAGACUGAGGUCAUUGUUGCGACGGAUGGGUCUGCCCACCAGUUGGUGGCAGCUUUCUCGAUUGUCUUCACGGAUCAUGAAGCUUCUGUGUGCAGCGGUCUCCCCUCGGAGGACCAAACAGCUUUCAGGGCUGAGCUUGAGGCGAUUUACAUGGUGAUUCGUGCUGCCUUGCGAGUGUGGGACAGGCGCUUCCCUACCAGGCGCCUUGUUAUAGUUUCUGAUUGCCAGUCUGCCAUUGACAUAGUCCAAGGGGCUUUAGGUUCUGUACCGAUCUUAGCUCGCCGGGUGCAUGCUGACAUCAGCCGAAUCGCUCGUGCAUUGAUGUGGAGUUGUGGUGGGUCCCAUCCCAUGGCAAGCAGUCGCAUCGCUUCGAUACGAAGGGACGCGAAGCCCAGCUCAGGGCCUGGAAUGCGCACAGACAGAGCUGCUGCUACUGAGAUGCGCCGUAAGUGGCAUGGCUUUCUCAGGCAAUCGUGGUUUGUCCAGGAGAAGACGGACCAUGACUGGGAAGUGGCAGCUGUUUCAGGCUUGCAAAGACCUUCACAGCUCUACCUGGACCACGCGGGCUACGACUACCUGGCCACCGCCGCCCACUUCGCCGCCGAGUCCUCCACCGGCACAAACGUGAACGUGUGCACCACCGACGACUUCACGAAGUCCGUGGAUGCCCUGGUGUACUACAUCGACCCUGACAGCGAGGAGAUGAACGGGCGGCUCACGAGAGGGGGCCAGCGAGCGGAGGGCCUCUGGAAUGUUACGGCCGCAGACUUUCACAAGGCGGCCCAGGGGCGAAAAGGCUCUGCCGAGGGCGCGAUAUGUGCAUUGCUCGAGCCAGCACGGUGGACAGGGAUGAGCAGUGGGACUGGAAGUGUCCUCUUUGUGAUUGGGGUCUUCCUUUGGGGACUCGAGGCCGAAUCUCAGCUGCUGCCUUUGGGAAGGCUCGCGACCAGCAUCGCAAUCGCAUGUGCGCCAGGGUUCGAUGCUGGAAUGCUGCAGCGGCACGUCGGGCCCAAUCCGGCGAUGAUCUUCAGGGACAGGAUGGAGGCGCGCACUCUGGUGCAUGGCAUCUCCGACGAGCUCUUUGACAACAUUUUUAGGGGCGCGAAUGAUGCGCUGAGCGGGGGAACCAUGGCUUCUGGUGCCUCUUGGAUUGCGACUUGGCGAUCCCGGGGCCUGCAUGCUUUUCUCGGUGACUGUGGUGAGGAGGGGGUGUUUCGCACUUCUAUCCUUGCUCGUUGCCCGGGCCGCGUCAUCAAACUGGAUGUGCGGGAUAGCAGCCGCUACACGGCUGUGUGUUUUGAGUUUCAGUUCGCCUCCGGGAUCCGGAAAGUGAUCGUGGUCAGUGUGUACAGCUACUUCGCUGACAAGGAGGCGGCUUCCGCGUAUGUGGAGGAGAUCGUUUCGUGCCUCAGGGCGCUGGGAACUGACUGGAUGGUUUUGGGAGAUAUGAAUGUGACGGCGGAGGAGGGCCCUAUGGCGUCGCGACUUGCAGCUGGCAUGGCUCGCCUCCUUGACGACCCCUUCCUUGCUGACUGUCCGCUUCCGGCCACGGCUGGGGGCACUCGGAGGAUCGACUACGGGCUCACUGCUGAUCGACUUCAUCCUGUGGGCCUCACGUGGAGGGCGGCUACCGAAACACAGUGGAGUGAGUUGUUUUGCGAGAACGAUUUUAAGCAGUGCCUUGCUGAUCGUGAUGUGGAUGCUGCUUGGACCAUGCUCUCCAAUGUGGCGGAGCGGGUCCUGGCACGUGGUGGUCCCGGCGAUGCUGGCCUGCCUCGCUCGGCUGGUUGGCAGCCGCGUGCGCAAGCCCAGCGCAGCAAGGCGUGCAAGUCUUUCGAGCCGGUCUGUUUGGUUCGACUGCGCAGGCUUUCUCGACGACUUGUUCAGCUGCGGCGGCGUCCUGGUGAUGCUCGACUUCGUGACAUUGCGGCCCGGGACAUUGCGGCGCUUCAGGAGCGAUUUCCUUGGCUAGAUCGCCUCGAUCACUUUGGCAUGGAGGAGCUGGCCCAAUGGGUCUGUGACCAGACGGAGGAGGAGUGCAAGCUGGAGCGCGAGCGGGGCUUCACCAGGUGGCGCGCUUCAUUGUCUUCUUCGAUGAAGCGUCAAACUGAAUGGAUCAAGCGGCGGGCGGCUCUGAAGGUUGGUGCUUUGUGUCCUCGUCUCCAGGAUGUACGUGACCUUCGGCGUGUCGCCAUCCACCCGGCUGUGGUUGUGCAGCGUGCUGAGUCCGAGUGGGUGCCUCGAUGGACUGCGCCGACCGUGCCUUCUGAGCCCGUGGAGGCGAUACUGCAACAGCUGGGGUCAUGCCAGGCCCAACCGGCGACGGUCGAGUUCACGGCUGACAAGCUUCGCAAGUGUGCUAAGCGCAUGGUUGGCAAGGCCAGUGGUCCUGACGACUGGGAGGUUGAGGCGAUGCUGGCGCUCCCUACUGGCUUCUGGUCUGCAUUGGCCUCUUUGUGGCAGUGUGUCUACGAGAAAGCGGUGCUCCCUGGACGUUGGCGUGAGGCCAAGGUCGCUUUGGUGCCGAAGCCCACGGGUGACCACAGACCGAUUUCGAUCUUGAGUGUGGCUUACCGUGUUGGGGCUUCUGCUUUGGUCCGUGAGCUGAGGCCUUGGGCUGAAGGGUGGCUCGGACAUCGCAUCCUUGGGGGAGUCCAGCAGCGAUGCGCCAGAGAUGUGUUCAUCCGCCUCUUCGAAGCAGCGGAGGACCCUGCCAUGAUCUUCAUCGGCCAAGAUGUGUCGAAAUUCUUCGACUCUUUGUGCGGUUCACACGUUGUGCAAGUUCUCAGGCAUUUGCAGGCACCGGCUGCGCUUGUGGAGCUCAUCGGCGCCAUCAUGUCUGAGCAGUGGCGAGUGUUUUCGGCUGGUGGUCAACUUGGGGCGAACUGGUUUCGAGUUGACCGUGGUGCAGCUCAGGGCGACCCCUUGUCGCCGUUACUGGCAGCUGCUGUCAUGUACGUCUGGACGGAGUACGUCGCCGCCUCAGGCGCCGAGUGUGCUGCUGGGCCAACGGUGGCGACACAGCUUGGCUACGACUUCGCGGAGGACCUCGAGCUGUUGGGUGUCUCCGUGCCUUUGACGACGAGUGGGGUUCCUGAACUGGCUCGCUACAACUUCGAGGCUGCUCAUGCCAGGGUCCAGUGCAUCAACGCUGUUGCUCAGUGUAUGGUUCAACGCUCUAGGCAUUUGAGGACGCUGGUUGUCCCCAUGUUUGUGUGGGCUGCGGCUUUCGCCACGAUCCCCAAGGCGGAGAUUUCGAGAUUGGCCAGUGCCAUCCUUGCGGUCACCAACUACAAGCACGCCUGUGACACUCCGGCUUUGGCUGUGUGGGAGGUGAUGGGAUGGCAUUGCCAUCCGGGCUUUGCCCGACACUGGGCGGCGCUCCGUGGCGCCAUGAGUCUGGCAUGUCGGCCGCCGUGCUGGCUGGAAGAGGCUUCUCUGACUUUUGCAGCGAGGAAGUGGCCGUCGUUGCUCCCGGUCGCUGCGGAGGUGCUGCGCGAACUUGGUUGGUGGGCGGACCCUGAGGGUGCGUUCAUUUGCAGACGGGAUCGCUUGGGCACUUUGAGGCGUUAUGCCAUAGGCUUCGACGCGGAGGGUCUUGUUAGAGUGGCUGCAGGUGAGACGGAGGAGCUGGCUCAAGGCUCUGCUUUACCUGGCGUUCCUCGCGGAUCUUUAGUGCUCCUUCAGGGGCAUAAGCAGUGCUACUUCGCGGCGACAGACCGAACUGCACGCAAUUCGGCGAUGGCUACUGGUUGCUCGGUGGCAAAGCUUGGAACUCCGAUCGAUCGACUCCCGAGUCGUCCUCACCUGCUGUGGCAGUGCUCCAACACUGCGACCUUGCGCCCUGGUUGCGCGGCGCCCACAAACCGUGCUGAAGAGCGCUUGCUGGCGCGUGUGGUGCCCGAGAUGCCGGCGUCGCCUGGUGUCGUGGGCAGAGACAUGGACAUUGACAGCUUGGCGGCCCUCUUGGAUGGUCGUUUUGAGGCGGAGGGCAUUGCUUAUGUGGGCUCCGACGGCAGCUCGGUGAUGGCAGUGGCGGCUUGGUCUGUUGCGGUGCACGAGGCUGCCACGGUGGCUGGAGGCGUUGUGGGCGAAGACCAGAGCCCCUACAGAGCGGAGGUGGAAGCGCUGCUCAGCCUGUUUGAGGCCUUGAGUCUGUGUCGAAGAAGGGGCACGCUUGUGGUAGUCAGUGACUGUCAGUCGGCCUUGGCUGCUGUUCAAGGGAAGGGCAAUGCUGUCAAGUUGGUUGCCAGGCUUUGUGAGUUACACUCUCUUUGCUGUGCUCGUGGCUUUUUGAUCCACAUGUUUUGGAUUCCAAGUCAUGGCAAGAUUGCGCCUGCGCGAUGGGUGGUGCCAAUGGGAGGCGAGGCUUUGGCUCGUCAUCUCAAUGAUCGGGCGGAUGUGGACUUUGGCAUCCUGUGGUCACUCUUUGAAAACGUUGAAAACCUGGAGGACAUGUGGCGCAUCCUGGGCAAGGGCACCAGCAACGGUGGCCUCGUGGUGGGCACCAUCAUCCAGCCCAAGCUCGGCCUGCAGCCCAAGCCUUUCGGCGAGGCCUGCUAUGCAUUCUGGCAGGGCGGUGACUUCAGCUACUGUGACACCACCUCCACGUCGGUUGUAGUGGGCUCGGUCUUGCGACUGAGUGCCAAGGUGAUCCUGUUCUGGAUGGCGAUGUGGAUGCUCUGCUUGGGUUUGCAGAGCUUCCUCACGCCAUAUUGGGCAAUCCUUCUUUCGAUCUGCUUUGGCGGUGAGAUCGCGGCGUGGAUUUACAAGAUGCAGUACCGGGCCAGGUGGUGGGAUCCCGGUCCAUCCUUGACUCAUUCGGGACGGAGGCCCAGAACACAUACUGGGACAUCUGGAAAGCACGAGCUCUUCCGGCGGGAUGUGGCCCGAUUUCAGGCCGCACUUCUGCUGCCGCCUUUCGCCGUUUUGCUGGCCUGUGGGUGGCCAGACAGGCGGCUUUUGCGGCAGUUCGAAAGUGUGGCCGAAGUUUCCAGUGGCACAGGAGAGAGCGGCAGCGAGCCCUUGGCCUUUCCUGGCUCCUUCGUCAACGUGGGCUCCUGCGCGGACGGGAUGCCCCAGGUUUCAGCUGCAAGGUUUCUUCCGAGGAGUUCGGUUUCCCUUGUGGCUCAGUUUCUGGACAAGUUCGAACCGCGGGGCGCUUUGGCUCAGCUUUUGGUUCUUUUGAUUUUGGUGCUGACCGCCCUCUACGUGAUCAGCAACUUCGUGGUCGAGAGCCUUUUGUACAGUGCAAGCUUUUACGGCAGGAGAUGGAUGGCGGCAGCAAUGUUUCUCUGGCGCUUCCGCGGCCUGGGUGUGCUCUUUUCUUACGAGGUGGAGGCAGUGACAUCGUUUCUCAGCAAGCACAAGGCGGUGGCGAUGGUCGGAAAGGGGCCGGAGGUGUUUUGGCUAGCGAUGGGAAUGAAGCGAGGGACAAGGAGAGCGGCGACUCUUUGGCUCUCCGUGGUCUUCAGCAUGCUCCUUCUCAGUGCGAUGGAGGUCGAGACACUGGUUCACGACUGCUACAAGGCGGGCGGUGGUUCAGUUGGGGCCGGAGGUGUUUUGGCUAGUGACGGGAAUGAGGUGAUGGAAAUGGAGAGCGGCGGCUCCUUUACUCCCCGUCGCCCGCAUGCUCCCGCUCAGUGCGAUGGAGGCCGUGUUACUGGUCAUCGAAAGCUGCAAGGCGAUGGCGUGGAUGGGGCCGGAGGUGUUUUGGCCUGUGAUGGGAAUGCAGUGAUGGACAUGGAGAGCAAGGACUCUUCGGCUCCCCAUGGUCCGCAUCAUGCUCCUUCUCAGUGCGACGGAGAGCAAGGCUCUGGUCUUCGCCCGUUGCAGGGCGGUGGUUUGGAUGGUGCCGGAGGUGUUUUCGCUACGAGUGCAAGGGAGGAGAUGGAGGGGGGAAGCAUGGCUACUUUAGCCGCCUCGGCUCGUCGUGCUCUCCAGUGCAUCCCUCCUCUCCGUGGUGGAGGUCGUGGCAAGGUUUCGGACGACUACGACAUGCGCGGGGACAAUGCUCUCACAGGACUCCUGCUUCAGUUGCUUGCAGCACCUCAGGCUAAUCUUGCGCAGCAGGUGAAGGCAGUGUUAGCUAAGCAUCAGAAACAGCAGAAGCGCCGAUGGGGCGCUCACGGAUCGCGGCCUGCUCCCCAGCCUGUCCCAGCGAAGCAGUCUUUCUAUGGUUCCACUGCCUGGCGUGAUAAGAGUGCACCGUGGCACUCAAAUCAUCGCGAUGACUGGACUCCCGAGCCAGCUGCUAGUGCUCCUUGGCCCGCAAGCGGUCAUGAGAACAGUGAAUCAAGCUCUAAGCGCCGAUGGACAAAGCGGCGGGGCGCUGCGGAAGCGCCGUGGACUCAUCACAUGUGGGCACUUCGUGCCGAGGAUUGGGCUGCCCAGGGGGAUGCAAAGUUGUAUGUUACGAACUCUCUCGAGGUCGCCAAUCUCGAGGAAGUGGCACAGGCCUGUGACAUGGCGGCCAGUUCCAAGCAAGCGUGUGCAACUAUCGUGUUGCAAGGUGCGGCCCUCUCUCAGGAUCAAGUCACGGAUCUCAUGGAAUCUUACGGCAUGGUCGUUGCGCAUACUAGGAUCCCUGGCAAGCUUGGCUCCAAACUGAGCAUCCGAUCCUGUAACCUGUUCGGAUUCGGAGCCGACUGGCCUCGCCUGCGUACCAAGAAUGCGCCUACGGUGACUCUCGACACUGCUCGAGAGAGUUGGGUCCUUCGGCUUUCUGCCCAUUGGAAGUAUAAUCACACCGAUUGGAGCAAGUUUCGCAAGCAACCCGGGGCUCUCGCGCGCCGUUGGAUGCAAGCUGUCUUGCCUGUGGCAUCUGACAACAUAGGCGACUCCUGGCAUUGGCAAGAGGGUCGUGAUGGCCUGCAAGGCCUGGUGCGGAUCUUUGAUCCAGACCCUGCCACUGCCGUGCUUCAGGCUUCGGGUUCGAGCCACGUUGACUCAGUCUUUUUCGCUGACCCUGUUGGAGCUCCACCUCCAGGCUUCGAUGACUUGAAAGUCUUGUGGUUACCAUGGAAUGGUGACGAAUCGUGGUUUGAGCGCUCUUUUUGGACCUUCAGAGCGCUGCGCGCUGACGGUUUGGAGCUGGUCCAGGGCGCGUACGAGCAAGGGGGAAUUGAGACGGAAGUCCAAGCGGUGUUGGAAGUCAGGAGACGAGGUCCCCGCACUGACAAAGUUUCCCUGGCGCCUGAGCGGCGCACCCGGGGGUCGGGUCAGACACUCUACCCCAGCCGCGAUGCUGGAGCAGAUCCUUUCGAGAGCCUCAAUCUCUUCGAUAUGGAUCUUGACGAGGAGGGUGACUUGACUGUGGACGACCAAACUGUGCAGCUGUGUGGUGCGAAACGGCCCGCAGGCCCGCCGGAGCCCAGCUCAGCUCGGCCUGCCUCCUCGCGCCAGAAAACGGAGUGGACGCCCACCGGGCGUGUGGUGCCCAACCUGGGGCAUGGAGACUGUCUCUUCCAUGCCAUUGCUCAGGGCCUCACCGAGUUUGGGGAGCGUGGGUCUAGUGGGAAGCCUCGCUCACACAGGCAGCUUCGUGCCUUCGUUGUCGGUGUGUACAAAAAGCAUCGAGAUCAAUACCGAGAUCUGUGGAUCAAUCAGGGCCGUGUGGACCCAUCGGGCACUGAGCAGCCUGAGUCCGCCACCUUUGAGGCGUACACCAACGCCAUUGCUUCAGCUUUGGAACUCAACGCCUACUGCGAGGCGACUGCCACUGAGGCCUGGGUCGUGUCCGACGGCGUCGUGUACCACUUUAACAGACACGGCAAAGCCAAGGGAUUGUUUUUCCGCCACAAAGAUCGCCACUACGAGCUUUUGGUCGGAGCGCAGAGGGACCAAUGGGUCGCCCGUAAACUUCAGCAAGACGAAGAGGGCGGACAAAAGUUGCCGCCCCUGCGCGGCGGCGGCACUUCUGACUGUGCUGCCUCCUUGCGUGCACCCGCGCUGCUUCUUCGCGUUCGCUGUGCUUAA